This is a messenger RNA of Tachysurus vachellii, 945 nucleotides long. RefSeq names its product developing brain homeobox 1b (gene dbx1b). Gene Ontology annotation, molecular function: DNA binding; DNA-binding transcription factor activity, RNA polymerase II-specific. The record is from RefSeq and is a predicted model, not a curated record. The transcript has 4 exons. The coding region runs from base 1 to 945 and encodes 314 amino acids. NCBI's taxonomy places the organism in Eukaryota, Metazoa, Chordata, Actinopteri, Siluriformes, Bagridae. Gene Ontology annotation, biological process: regulation of transcription by RNA polymerase II; cell differentiation in spinal cord.
AUGUUGCCCGGCGUUAUUGCUCCUCCAGCCAUGUAUCCCAACCUGCUGUCUCUGCCGCGGACUUUGCGCUCGGCCUUCACGGCGCCGUCCAGCUUCCGUGUGGAGGACCUGUUGCGCAUCGGCCGCGAGACCUUCCCACCACCGCUUCCGUCCUCCGCAAGCCCUAACUCCCACGAGACCGCGCGCGUUUCCUCCGGGAUCGACAGGAGCAGCUCACCGCCACAGACCAUCGCAAUCAACACGACCACACACACCCACACACACACCCACACGCACACACACACCGAGCCCGGAUACCUGAAGUUUGGGGUGAACGCCAUCCUCGCACCAGAUAUCAGAAACGCAUCAUCUCCACCUGCGCUGCAUGGCAUGAGCCCCAAACACUUUCCCUUCCCAUGCUUUGAUGCUUCAUUCCAUCCGUUCAUCAGAGCUGCCUAUUUUCCUGCUUCAAACUCAGUGGUCCCUAUACCGGGAACCUUCUCAUGGCCACUUUCGGCGAGAGGAAAGCCGAGGAGAGGGAUGCUGAGGCGGGCCGUGUUUUCGGAUGUUCAGCGCAAAGCUUUGGAGAAAAUGUUUCAGAAGCAGAAAUACAUCAGCAAACCGGACAGGAAGAAGCUAGCUGCUAAACUGGGCCUGAAAGACUCUCAGGUAAAAAUAUGGUUCCAAAACCGAAGGAUGAAAUGGCGGAAUUGCAAAGAGAGGGAACUUUUGUCUUCAGGUGGCUGUCGAGAACAAACUCUACCCACAAAGACAAACCCUAACCCAGAUCUCAGCGACGUCGGAAUAAAGUACGAGAAUCUUGACAGGGACAGCCCACACGGUGCCUUCUACCAUCCUCACAUAGGCAAAGAUCUUGAAAACGGCUCAGAUUCACUCUUCACGUCUCCAUCACACUCCAGCAAGAACUCGGACUCGUCAGAUGACGAAGAAAUCACUGUAUCAUAG